Molecule: messenger RNA, 1377 nt
Organism: Westerdykella ornata
Lineage: Eukaryota; Fungi; Ascomycota; Dothideomycetes; Pleosporales; Sporormiaceae
Product: flavo protein-like protein oxygenase
Exons: 2
Coding region: 419-1306 (295 amino acids)
Molecular function (GO): FMN binding
Source: RefSeq, a predicted model, not a curated record
GACCGCAAAAAUGCUCUCUGAGGAGAUCGGGCUCAUUGCAUGCCUGUCGGGGCUGCAUGCAUGAAGUGUAGGUGAGUCCAAUGCAGCAUAGCGACGUAUCAGGUGCACCACCACCCAAUCAAGCUUGGUGAUGGUGUUGAACAAACAGCGGGGUAGCUCUGGCGCAUUGUGGGGUAGUCCUCAGAAGGCGCCGAGAUGAAGACGAAUCCCUUUUCCCGACGGCUAUCCGAGGCCCAAAUUUCGUUCCUGAACUAACCAUCCGAAAACAUCUACAUACCUUGAAUUGCCGACACAGAAUCAACAUCGAAAAUUCUGGACAUUGGAGUUGGGAAGAGAAUUCGAUUGCCUCACCUGCUCCCCAACGUACACACGCUCUCCUUUCCAUCCGAUCACUCAACCAUUAACCAUCUCCUCCACAAUGGCCGAUUCCAACCCCGCAAAACCCGACCUCGAACCUACCAUAAAACGCAACCCACACCCAGACUUCAAAACCGUCGAAGCCUCGCGUCCGCCCUUCAACACCUCUCAAAAAUGGCACUACACCCAAACGCCCUCUCCCUCAUGGACCCCCGGCUCAGGCGCCAACACCCCCGCACCCCCUUCCGCCUCCCACCGAGAAAUCGACCCUUACGCCCCCGGCCGCCCCGUCGUGCACAACUACAAACUACUGAUAUCAGGCAUCGUACCGCGGCCCAUCGGCUUCGUAUCGACGGUCAGCGAAACCGGGGUGAAAAACCUGGCCCCCUUCAGCUUCUUCAACACGAUAUCUCACGAUCCUCCGUUAUUCGUUCUCGGUUUCUCGGGAGGGUACAACAGGCCCAAGGAUACGCUGGUGAAUCUGCUGGCGACCAAGGAAUGCACGAUUAAUAUCAUUUCCGAGGAGUACAUUGAGGCUGCGAAUUUCACUUCGAUUAAUGCGCCAGAGGGGGUGUCGGAGUGGCCGUUGUCGGGACUGACGCCGGUGAAGGGGACGUGUGUGGGGCCGGAAAGGGUGAAGGAGGCCAUGUUUAGUGUCGAGGCCAAGUUGGUGGAGUCGAGGGAGUGGGAGAGUAAGGUGACGCCGGGGAAGAAGACGGGCGUGUUGGCGAUUGUGGAGGGGGUGAGGUUCUGGGUGAGGGAGGAUGCGGUCGAUGAGGAGGGGACGGUGAUUGAUCCUGCGGUGCUGAAACCCAUUGGACGUAUGGGCGGUAUCACGUUUAACCGUGUGACGGAGGGGUUUGAGCUUCCGCGGCCGUCGUAUGAAGAGGUGAUCAAGGACCCGGAGGUCGCGAAGCUUGUGACUCCAAAGGCGGAUGAAAAGUUAUAGAUCUCCAUGUGACCGGAUAAAGUAUAGACUAUAGACUCAUAUACCAGUACUUGGACUCCUUUCUUGAAUCU